Castor canadensis (American beaver) is the source of this 691-nucleotide messenger RNA. Lineage: Eukaryota; Metazoa; Chordata; Mammalia; Rodentia; Castoridae. The record is from RefSeq and is a predicted model, not a curated record.
GCACUACAGAGUUAUCCUGUGAGAUACGAAGAGAGCAUGAAUACUGUGUUAGUACAAGAAAUGGAGCGAUUUAAUAAUUUAAUUAAAACUAUACGCAAUACUUUACAAGACCUUGAAAAGGCCAUUAAAGGUGUGGUUGUGAUGGAUUCUGCCUUGGAGGCACUUUCUGGCAGCUUACUUGUUGGAAAGGUUCCAGAAAUGUGGGCCAAAAGAUCAUACCCAAGUCUUAAGCCCCUAGGAAGUUACAUCUCAGAUUUUCUAGCCCGGCUGGACUUUUUACAGAACUGGUAUAAUUUCGGAAAACCCUGUGUGUUUUGGCUGUCAGGUUUCUUUUUCACCCAAGCCUUUUUAACUGGAGCUAUGCAGAAUUAUGCCAGAAAAUAUACCAUCCCUAUUGAUUUACUAGGAUAUGAGUUUGAGAUAUUCCUUGUGACACAUCUGACGAGUCACCAGAAGAUGGUGUUUACAUCCAUGGAUUAUAUCUUGAUGGAGCACGCUGGGACAGAGAAAGUGGAUUGCUGGCUGAACAAUAUCCUAAACUUCUCUUUGACCUGAUGCCCAUCAUAUGGAUAAAACCAACUGAAAAGUCUCAGAUUAUGAAGUCAGAUGCCUAUGUCUGUCCUCUCUACAAGACAAGUGAACGUAAAGGAGUUCUUUCCACUACAGGACAUUCUACUAACUUUGUCAUUGC